Molecule: messenger RNA, 1982 nt
Organism: Nicotiana attenuata
Lineage: Eukaryota; Viridiplantae; Streptophyta; Magnoliopsida; Solanales; Solanaceae
Product: zinc finger CCCH domain-containing protein 32-like
Exons: 3
Coding region: 192-1802 (536 amino acids)
Molecular function (GO): metal ion binding
Source: RefSeq, a predicted model, not a curated record
CUUCCCCCCACCCGACCCUACACCUUACACCUCUUCGUAUGCAGGUGUAUGUAUAUGUGUAUACAUAGAACACCGUUAAGGGUUUCUUGUUUUUAAUCAGAGUUGAGAAUUUCACAUUUCAUCCAGUUAUAUUGUACGUAAUGCUUUGAAAUUUGCACAUUUUGUAUAAUCAAUCAAUUUGUGGGAGAAAAAUGGAGGAAGAAUUGUUAAAGCGCAACACUGAUUGUGUCUAUUUCUUAGCCUCUCCCCUCACUUGCAAGAAGGGAAUAGAAUGUGAAUAUCGACAUAGUGAGAUAGCUAGGCUCAACCCCAGGGAUUGUUGGUACUGGCUGGCAGGAAGCUGUCUUAAUCCAACAUGCGCUUUUCGGCAUCCGCCAUUAGAGAGCCGUGCUGAGACGUCAUCUGAAUCUGCUCCUCCUCACAAUAAAUCUGCAGUGCCUGUUAACAAGACAAAUGUUCCCUGUUACUUCUAUUUCAAUAGCUAUUGCAAUAAAGGUGAAAGAUGUUCAUUUUUGCAUGGACCUGAUGACAGUACAACUGCAUGGAAAUCCUCGAUAAUAGUGUCUGGAGUCCCUGAUGGACCAACAGCUGAGAAAAAGACAUCUGCAGGAAGUGAAACUGGUCCUGCAUCAGUGGAGAAGCCCUCUAAUUCUUCUGAAACUGGGUCCAAGGCAGCAGCACGUGAAUAUAUCAAGUCAAAAGUGGAUCUCCAUUUGAUGACUAAUGAUGUAGGUGAGCAGAUUGCUUCUUAUGAGACUUCAGGAUCUCCUUCUGAAGAAGCUACUGCAGUAAGGUUAGAUUCCUUAGUACCUGCUGAAGGCUUUACCCAAGGAGGAUCCGAUUUGUCCCCAGACCGGAGCUCAGACGAAGAAGUGGAGGACAAUGUGGAGAGAGAGGAGUGGUUGGAAUCAUCUCCUGGUUUUGAUGUUCUUGUUGAUGAUAGAAUAGAAGGUUUGAGUCACGAAGAUGAUCAUAGUUACCUACUGCAGCAUGAUAUGGAAGACAGGGAGUUUGACGAGCGGUUUGCUGGAUUUGAUUUUGAGAACAACCUUGAGUAUGAUCCUGCAUAUCCAGACAUGAGAAUUGUGUCUGAAGAACUAGACGAUUCUUAUUAUGAUAAUGUUGAGAAUCAUGAAAUAAAUGAAUAUGUCAGAGAAAUCGUUGUCCCUGCUCAUGGAAGACACAGUGUACCACAUAAAAGAAAGUUGCCUAGAGAACUGGCUUAUCGUGGCGGAGGCAAUGUGGACCUUCGGGACCUUCUGAAGAAGCGUCGAGUCAUUGAAAGUGAUCCUCCAAAUUACUUGUCCAGAAGGUUAGACCUGUCUAGGUUGAAUGCUCGUGAGCAACGCAGGGAUAGGCAUCGGCCACAAGGUUCUCGGUGGAUGCCUCAUAGACUAGCUUCAAAAGUGGAGACUAAUGCUUCUUUCUCCUCCUUUGAGGAUGACACUGUACUUGAAAGUUCCAAUCAUCUGAAAAAGUUGAGACAAUCUCAAGGAAGCAGUUACAGACAUCAGCAUUUCAAGGACAGGAGACGGGGCAGGUCCCGGCCUUUUGCAAAUGAAGCCCCUAGGAGGAUGGCUUCUAGGCAGAGAUUGACUGAAGUUCCUAAGAUCUUUGGUGGACCAAAGACACUAGCUCAAAUUAGAGCAGAAAAGAGAAAAGGAAGAGAAGAUGGAAAUUCUUUUGAGAGGAUUGUGCCAUCUGGAGGAAGUGAAAGAGAAGAUUUUUCAGGUCCAAAACCUCUGAGUGAAAUUCUCAAAGUCAAAAGAAGGCUGGAUUCAGUAGUGACCUCAAACAAUUAGUAGAGUUUUAAGGGCUUGAUGAAACAUGUCUGAUAGGAUAUCAGUAGGAUAAUAUGAAAACUUAGUUCUGAAAAAGCUUUUACUGUAGCUUGGUUCAAGGUUUUGUUUUGACAGUGUUAAAUGGAAGUGAAAAUGGUGUAAAUCUUUUUGGAGGUACUUGAAACUUACAAGAUUUUGAAA